GGUGACAUUAGACAGGAGAAAGUAGUGAAAUGAAAUCGCAAUUUUGUGUUUGUAUUUAAUUUUACUUCAAAUUGUAGUCAAUUUACUACGAUUACAUAGUGCUAAUACUUAUUUUGUUUGUGUAUUCUAACUGACUGUACAAAUAUAUUUUUAUAGUGUGGAGUAAAAAUGUAAGAUGUCAAACCUUACAUACCUUACCUUGCCUUAGUCUCAGUAAUUUUAAACCUUGUAGUAUUUUGUAGAAUAUAUUAUCGUUACAAUCACAACAUUUACCGAUCAUUAUACAAGUAUUGAACUUCUUAACUCACAACAUUCAUGUAGUUAUGAAGUUUUAGUUCUUUGUAAGUUAUUCUUUGAAUUGCAAUGAAUAACAGAAGUGCAGCAGGACUGCGACGAUCAGCCGUAGCUGAGAGGAUCCGCCUGAGGGAAGAAUGGUCAGAAUUGAAAGGGACACCAGACGAACCACAGACAAACAAUGCCAGGAGCAAUGUGCUGAGAAAACAGAACUCGUUUAAGAAUGUUCUGAAUAAAAAACAGACAAACAGACUACUGUGUAAAAAUAACUAUAUAAGUGAAAAAGAUAUUUCAAAGAGAAUGCAAGCGAAUAGUGAGGUCCUGCACGGCGUGGUGGCUCUGGUGGAUGUGGGGGCGGAGGCCCGCGCGCUGCCGCUCAGGGCUGCGCUGUCCGCGAUGGGGGCUACUGUCGUGCCUUGUUGGAGCCCACUUGUCACUCAUUUGGUGUGGGCUCAAGGCGGGUGUCGAGCCACCCGGGCCAAGGCUCGAGCGCUAGCGUGCCAGCUGGUGUCCCCGCUGUGGGCGGAGGCGUGCGCGGGCGCGGCGCGGCGUCUGCCCGAGCGGGCCUUCCCCGCCGCCGCCAGGGCUUCCGACCUGCCCUCGCCCACGACUCUCAGGCAGCUGCUGAAAAAGGCAGAGAUGGAAAACGUACCCCUACUAGAUCUGCUAUCAGAUAAAGAAGAAGAAAGAGAGAACAGACCAGCUAGACUGCGGUUAUCUAGUGAGACUGACCACGACACAUCUGCAGACACCUCGCGAGACACGUCGAAGGAUACGUCAAACGAUAAAUCGAGAGAUACUACCACAGAUAUAGAAUCCCGCGUGAACACGGCCCCGCGUAGGGCGUUACCUAACUCAUCGGUGCGCACGCGCAGCCCUCCACCGAGCAAAUCAAGAAGGAAACUGUUCACGCAGAGAGAAGCCGAGCUUCUGAAGAAAUCUGAUGAUGAUUCAGAUGGAGACACUCCAGGAAAGCGCGCCAAAACAGCUGUAACUCAAAGGGAUCGCAAGCAACUCGCGCGCGCGGAACGAAUGGCGAAGAAACUUGUCACAGCUUGCUCCACCCCCGCCCCCGCACAGGGCGUCAGUCUACGUACCACUUUGAGGCCUAGGAUUGUACUAACAGGAAUGGAUCGCACAGAGCGACACGCUAUGUGUGAAGCGAUACGAAAACUGAACGGGCGGAUACAAUCGCAUGUCAAUCGGAAAACUACACACGUCUUAUUGGGCUCAUGCACCCGUUCAGAGAGCCCCAACCGUAACUGUUCCGGCGUCACAGCUCUAAACAUCACAAACAAAAAUACUAGUUCCACCAAAACUAGUCCAAAAAAUACUAGGUUCAACACCUGUUCCAGGUUACAUCUAUUAAAAAGCCCAAAAAGCGUAAAUAACGUGACAAGUAAUCCAAUAAAUACCUGUUCCAGAGCAAUGAAUAACGUGAAUAACGUAACAAGUAUUGUGAGUAACGAAAUGAGGGUAGUACACAGGAGUGAAUUGCAAAAAGCGCGUACAUUGAACGCUUUGUUAGGGGCCGUGAGAGGUUGUAGGGUACUGAACGCGCAAUGGGCGUUGGAUUCGGUGGAAAAUAACGCUUGGUUACAUCAUCAUGGAUAUGAGGUGCCGCAUCUGAAGAAAAUUUCACAGAAAGCGCGCAUAGAACGAACAGCGUUUGGCAAAAUGCGUUCAGAAUACGCGUACGAUGUUUUUUAUGGCAUAAAAGUUCGUGUUACAACGAACGCGGAACAAAAAGACGCGGUUAUCCAACUCUUGACGUUGUGCGGCGCAGUUGUUCAAAAUGGCGGCGAUAUAGUUCGACAAGAUGGCGGAUUGACUCAACAUGGCGGGCGAAUGCAACAAAACGUCGGACUAACACAAAAUUGCGGCCGAGUUUUACAACAAAAUGACGGGUUGACUCGAAAUGGCGCCCAAAAUGGACAUCAGAAUUUUGAUUUGACAGUUGGUGUAAGAAAUGGCGAAGUGAGUUCCAAAUGGGUUUUCGACAGUGUCGCCGCGGCUAGAAUGAGAACUACAAGAAGAUACAUUAAUAAUAUACACAAUACAUAAAAUUCACAAGAUGGUGUUAUUUAACAGUGUAAUUAAUAUUCGAUACUUUUGUGUUUAUAAAUAAAAUCGUUAUCCGAUUUUUUUGGAAUGAAAGUUGUAGAUUAAUACAAAUAUAGUGUUAUAAUGAUAUUUUAUAGGUUACCGCAUAAGUUUAACAAUGUUUUUAAUUAUAUCUCGGUAUAUAACACGACCUUUUUAAUCAGACUAAAAGUUGCAUUUUGCACUUAAAAAUGGUGUCGUAUUUUGAUGAAAUGUGAAAGUUUUGAUCAAGUAUUGUGUCCAGUUUUUUAAAUUAUUUACAUUGUAUUAACGUGCAGUGAUAUACGUUGAAGAAUGUAGUUAUAACCUAUAUAUUUUUAUUUUCUUUUUGUAGAAAAUCUUAUACAAUAUUGUAAUGAAAACAAAUAAUAUAAUAUUGGCUAUUUUUCAAAAAUGUCCGUUUUUAUUUAUGAGAUAGCUCGGUAGGAGAUUUAAAAUAAAAAAUGUUCAUUUAGAAAA
This is a messenger RNA of Plodia interpunctella (Indianmeal moth), 2856 nucleotides long. RefSeq lists its product as uncharacterized. Gene Ontology annotation, biological process: mitotic cell cycle. The record is from RefSeq and is a predicted model, not a curated record. NCBI's taxonomy places the organism in Eukaryota, Metazoa, Arthropoda, Insecta, Lepidoptera, Pyralidae. The coding region runs from base 364 to 2358 and encodes 664 amino acids. The transcript has 10 exons.